AUGCGCUUGUCAGGUCCUAUUAUACGUUUAAUCAGAGAAGUAAAAGCUGAGAAUGGAAUCCAGCUAAACGGCGUAUCACUUCCCAAGGGCAUAAAGAUUGCCGCCGAUAUGCAUCAUAUGCAUCGUGAUGAAGAAACAUAUCGGGAUGCGAACACUUUCAACCCAUUUCGUUCGAAUCCUUCUACAGGACAGCCAAUGCCCCCUACUAUUGAAACGAGCGAAAACUUCCUGCCGUUCGGACAUGGCCAACAUGGUUGCCCUGGUCGCUAUUUCGCAAGCCACGAAAUCAAGUUGAUCAUCGCAACUAUGGUCAUGAAAUAUGAUAUUAAAUUUUUGGAUAAACGUCCGCCAAAUGUGUGGACGGGCGAUUCGAUGAUACCCCCUUAUACCAUACUCAGCGUGAAGCGACAGAGUUAG
This is a messenger RNA of Talaromyces marneffei, 417 nucleotides long. RefSeq lists its product as uncharacterized. Lineage: Eukaryota; Fungi; Ascomycota; Eurotiomycetes; Eurotiales; Trichocomaceae. The coding region runs from base 1 to 417 and encodes 138 amino acids. The record is from RefSeq and is a predicted model, not a curated record. Gene Ontology annotation, molecular function: iron ion binding; monooxygenase activity; oxidoreductase activity, acting on paired donors, with incorporation or reduction of molecular oxygen. The transcript is spliced from 2 exons.